Messenger RNA from Rhinocladiella mackenziei CBS 650.93, 2610 nucleotides. RefSeq lists its product as uncharacterized. Lineage: Eukaryota; Fungi; Ascomycota; Eurotiomycetes; Chaetothyriales; Herpotrichiellaceae. Gene Ontology annotation, biological process: intracellular potassium ion homeostasis; potassium ion import across plasma membrane. The transcript has a single exon. Gene Ontology annotation, molecular function: high-affinity potassium ion transmembrane transporter activity. Gene Ontology annotation, cellular component: plasma membrane. The record is from RefSeq and is a predicted model, not a curated record. The coding region runs from base 1 to 2610 and encodes 869 amino acids.
AUGGUUUCCUUCGACUGGACCAGACGGGUCUGGGAGUUUAGCAAGAAGAACAUCAUCCCAGAUCUCUUUUUGAAGAGGAGGCUCAAUUUCAUCACCAUACACUACCUGUAUCUAAUCGGAAUGGCCCUCUUCAUAUCGGUCGUUGUCUAUGGCAUCGGCGGCAUGGCAUACAUUGACGCUCUGUUCUUUGCUUCUGGAGCUUGCACACAGAGCGGUCUCAACACCGUCGAUGUCAAUACCAUCAAGCUGAGUCAACAGAUCAUGCUGUAUAUAGGUGCGAUGAUCUGUAACCCCAUCGUCGUGCACUCGGCGGUCGUCUUUGUGCGGCUCUACUGGUUUGAAAAAAGAUUCCAUGAUGUGGUGCAGGCCUCGAUGCUGUUACGUCGCACCAAAUCAAGAUCGCGAACCCAGACCAUGAACCGAGAUGAUCCCGAGUUGGGGGCUCCCCCUCUGGGCGUCCGCGGACGGGCCAUUAAGAUUCUGCAGCACACGGGGCGGAGCGAACGAAGACAGACGACCGAAAAGCCUGACAUACCCAGUGGUGUGAACGGGAAAGCGGUAGACUCAUCCAAUACAUCUCCGGCAGAAAGUGAAGAAGCCAAACUUUCUCCCUCUUCCGACCACCGUUUGCGUCUCCAAACCGCUCGUUCUAUGGAUGACGUGCGUCUACCCCAGCAGUUGAGCCCGGAGCAGCACAUUCAAUUUCUGGAGAAUCAACGGAAUCCCCGCGACGACACCGCGUUAAGAAUCCCCAGUCCUCGGGAGUUUGAGCGGGGAAGUCGACCUCAGAAUGUGAAUGAUCACAGCAUUGGCGAUAACUUGCUCCGCCAAGUCACGAGCGAACCCGAUCUCCCUAGUUCUCAAGAGAAGCGCAGCAUUGACAUGAGUACGAGCGCCCAGGCGGGAGGUCCUUCGACACAUAUCACGAUCAAUGAACCGAGAUUUGUCCGUGAUCGGAGCGAUAAGACGUCGACCUUUCCGCGACUGAAUUCCAAGCAAUCCACCCAGCCAGCCCAGAUAUCCGACCCCACGGAGAACUUGGGUCGUCUCCGACCCAAGAGAACGAACACGUUCAGGUCUCUCCAGCGGAGCAAUACGGCCCGAACGGCGGAACCGGCACCAUAUCUGAGCUGGCAACCCACGAUCGGGCGAAAUUCGUUAUUCGUGGGGCUGACCGAGGAGCAGCGGGAAGAGUUGGGCGGCAUCGAAUAUCGAGCUCUCAAAACCCUGGCAGUGAUCCUCGUCGUCUAUUUCUUUGCAUUCCACAUCCUCGGGAUUAUUUGUCUGACUCCGUGGAUCGUGACAUCGGAGACGUAUGGAAAAGCGGUAACCGAUCAAGGGCAGGGGCGCGCGUGGUGGGGAAUUUUCACGGCCGGCUCAGCAUUCAACGAUCUGGGGUUCACCCUCACCGACAAUUCGAUGGGGUCGUUUGGGUCCGCCAUCUUCCCCCUGUUGUUGAUGACAUUUUUAAUCAUUAUUGGCAAUACGGGCUUCCCAUGUAUGCUCCGGCUUGUGAUUUGGGUUUGCUCCGAGUUCGUCGAGUAUGGCUGUCCUCUGUGGGAAGAACUCCGAUUUCUCCUCGACCAUCCUCGCCGAUGUUUUACCCUCCUCUUCCCGCGCCACGCCACGUGGUGGCUGUUUGCCAUCCUUGUCAUUCUCAACGGGGUGGAUUUGAUUUUCUUCAUUAUCCUGGAUUUGAACGACCCCACUGUCACGGAACUGCCACCGGGUGUCCGUUUCGUUGACGGACUUUUCCAAGCUGCGUCGACCCGAACCGCGGGCUUCUCGGUGGUCAAUCUGGCCGAACUUCACCCCGCCAUCCAAGUCAGUUAUCUCAUCAUGAUGUACAUUUCGGUGUUUCCGAUCGCCAUAUCGAUGCGGAGGACGAAUGUGUAUGAAGAAAAGAGUCUGGGAGUCUAUGCCAACCACAGCGAAGAGGAUUUUGAUGAGUCGGAGCCAAGAAGCUACGUGGGAGCGCACUUACGGAAGCAACUUUCAUUCGAUUUGUGGUACGUCUUCCUCGGAAUGUUCAUCAUCGCCAUCGUGGAAGGUAGCCGAUUGGAGAACACCAACGAGUACGCCUUUACGUUGUUUUCGGUCCUCUUUGAGAUCGUGUCGGCCUACGGAACCGUCGGACUGUCUCUGGGCUACCCGACCAGCAAUGCCUCGUUUUCGGCGCAAUUCCAUACGCUAUCCAAGUUGGUGAUUAUCGCCAUGCAAAUUCGUGGGCGGCAUCGUGGUCUUCCGUACGAACUGGACCGAGCUAUUCUCUUGCCUUCGGAAAGUCUGCAUGCCAAAGAGGCCCAGGAAGGCCACCGGAUAAUGAUGCGGCGACGAAGAUCGUCGGCGGGACAAUCGAUCAUGUCCGCAGUGGAUGGUAACAUGGAAGGGCACCACUUUCGAGCGGAGACAGGACUGUCCACGGGAGUCAAUGGUCCUGACGGCGAGACACCGCUCCCACGACCUCGGGCGGGCACCAACAAAACGCACAACAGUACAGGCAGCGGUUCAGAUGGCCAUCAUCAUGGUCCACGGCAUGGAAUAGGAACCGCCAUGUACAAGUUGGCGACCGAGAUCGAUUCGAUCAAAGAGGAACGAAGUAGUGAAUGA